Cordyceps fumosorosea ARSEF 2679 is the source of this 5217-nucleotide messenger RNA. RefSeq names its product kinesin family protein. Gene Ontology annotation, cellular component: kinesin complex; microtubule. The record is from RefSeq and is a predicted model, not a curated record. Gene Ontology annotation, molecular function: ATP hydrolysis activity; microtubule binding; ATP binding. NCBI's taxonomy places the organism in Eukaryota, Fungi, Ascomycota, Sordariomycetes, Hypocreales, Cordycipitaceae. The transcript has a single exon. The coding region runs from base 1 to 5217 and encodes 1738 amino acids. Gene Ontology annotation, biological process: microtubule-based movement; cytoskeleton-dependent intracellular transport.
AUGGCUCCCGCAGGCGGUGGUAAUAUCAAGGUCGUGGUUCGAGUCCGUCCCUUCAACGGCAGAGAAAUCGACCGCGGCUCAAAAUGUAUCGUUGAGAUGAAGGACAACCAGACCGUCCUGACCACACCCGACGGUCACGGUGGUAAAAGCGCAAAGGCCGAAGCCCCCAAAAGCUUUGCCUUCGACAGAUCCUACUGGUCUUUCGACAAGGGCGACUCCAGCUACGCCGCCCAAUCCAAUCUCUUCGACGACCUUGGCAAACCAUUACUCGACAAUGCUUUUCAAGGCUACAAUAACUGUAUUUUCGCCUACGGGCAGACAGGCUCUGGCAAGUCAUACUCGAUGAUGGGCUAUGGUAAGGAAGUUGGCAUCAUUCCCAACAUUUGCCAAGACAUGUUCAGUCGCAUAGACCAGAUCCAGGCCGACGCGACGACGAAAUGCACAGUCGAAGUGUCCUAUCUCGAAAUUUACAACGAACGAGUCCGCGACCUGCUCAACCCUUCUACAAAAGGAAACCUGAAGGUUCGAGAGCAUCCCUCUACCGGCCCCUACGUCGAGGAUCUUGCCAAGCUGGUCGUCGGCAGCUUCCAAGAAAUCGAAAACCUCAUGGACGAAGGAAACAAGGCCCGCACAGUCGCCGCCACAAACAUGAACGAAACCUCGAGUCGAUCGCACGCCGUCUUCACCCUAAUGUUGACGCAGAAAAAGUACGACGCCGAGACCAAGAUGGAGAUGGAAAAGGUGGCCAAGAUUUCGCUCGUUGAUUUGGCUGGCUCUGAAAGAGCCACCUCCACGGGUGCUACUGGUGCGCGACUUAAGGAAGGUGCUGAGAUCAACCGAUCUUUGUCUACUCUUGGUCGUGUCAUUGCUGCGCUUGCCGAUCUGUCGACUGGUGGCAAGAAGAAGAAGGGUGCCUCUCAAGUGCCCUAUCGAGAUUCCGUCUUGACAUGGCUUCUUAAAGACUCCCUCGGCGGCAACAGCAUGACUGCGAUGAUUGCGGCCAUCAGUCCGGCCGACAUCAACUAUGACGAGACUCUCAGCACCCUCCGAUAUGCCGACUCUGCUAAGCGCAUCAAGAACCACGCCGUGAUCAACGAAGAUGCCAACGCGCGCAUGAUCAGAGAGCUCAAGGAGGAACUCGCCUUGUUACGGAGCAAACUUGGCGGUGGCACAGUCGGAGCCGGCGGUGCCCCGGUACCUGCGGACGAGAUUUAUGACGAGAAUACGCCGCUUGAGAAGCAAAUGGUCAGAAUUACCGGUCCCGAUGGCACCGUCAAGAAAGUGUCCAAGGCAGAGAUUGCCGAGCAGCUCAGCCAAAGUGAAAAGCUCCUCACGGAUCUUAAUCAAACAUGGGAGCAGAAGCUCCAAAAGACCGAGGAAAUUCAGAAAGAACGCGAAGCAGCUCUCGAAGAACUUGGGAUUAGCAUCGAAAAGGGAUUCAUCGGCCUUCAUACUCCCAAGAAGAUGCCUCAUUUGGUCAACUUGUCGGACGAUCCAUUGCUGGCGGAAUGUUUGGUGUACAAUUUGAAACCGGGCACUACGACUGUCGGAAAUGUUGAUACCAACGCCGACCAUCAAGCCAACAUUCGACUCAACGGAACCAGGAUUUUGCACGAUCACUGCACCUUUGAGAAUGGCGCUGACGGCACCGUCACCGUUAUCCCAAGUGAGGGUGCCUCCGUCAUGGUCAAUGGCAAGCGUAUCACCGAAGCCGCCCAGCUCCAUUCUGGUUACAGAGUCAUCCUUGGCGACUUUCAUAUUUUCCGAUUCAACCAUCCCAUGGAAGCCAGAGCCGAGAGAGCAGAGGUCGGCAACAGCCUCCUUCGGCAAUCCGUCACGGCUAGCCAAAUCCAAGCCUGGGAAAAGACAUCACCGAGCCCCACGCCUGGAUCACGUCCGGGCCAUGAGCGUGCAUUCAGCAGGGUUUCAGAUUUUGGCGACAUCUCUAGACCGGAGUCUCCAUCUCUCCGCAAUAACCGCGACUCUGACUGGUCUGCUGCCCGUCGCGAAGCCGCCGGCGCUAUCCUUGGAUCCGACCAGACAAACUUUACUAGCCUCACGGAUGAAGAGCUCAACUCUUUAUUUGAAGAAGUGCAGCGAGCCCGAGCCGAACGCGUCAAUGUUCGUGAGGAUGGCGAGGAUACCGAGUCUGUCACUUCUUAUCAGCUCCGUGAAAAAUACAUGUCAAAUGGCACCAUCGACAACUUUUCUCUCGAUACGGCUCUGACCAUGCCUUCAACCCCCAAGCAGGGCGAAGCAGAUGACAGGCUAAGAGAGGUUCGCGAAGAACUCCAAAGUCAGCUCGAGAAGCAGAAAGAAGAGUUCCAAGAACAGCUCAAGAGUGCCGAGGCCGCCAACGUCGAAGUUGAAGAAAUCAAGAAGGAGAAGGCCAAGAUGGAAGCUGCUCUGCUGGAGCUCAAAGGGGACAUGGAAAAUCAGCUCAAGCUCCAAAGAAGGCAGUUCGAGGAGAAGAUUGAGAAGAUGGAUCCUCUGAAGCGACCCAAGGCAAACCCCAAGCUCUCCGAAGAGGAGCUGGACCAAGCGAGGAGCGUCGUUGGCGUUUGGAGAGACCGACACUACGUCAAAAUGGCGGAGACGGUGCUGCAAAAUGCCGCGAUUCUCAAAGAGGCGCAAAUUAUGAGCAACGAGCUCGACGAGAGUGUCGUUUUCCAGUUUACUGUUGUUGAUGUCGGACACGUCAUGUGCUCCUCGUACGACAUGGUCCUCAAUGGUCUCACAAGCGAAGGGGAGGAUGCAGCUCUCGAGGAGACGCCAAAGCCGUGCAUCGGCAUCCGAGUCAUCGACUACCGAAACCAAGUUGUCCGACUCUGGAGCUUGGAGAAGCUGCACGACCGCGUCCGUCAAAUGCGUCAAAUGCAUCAGUAUCUUGACCAGCCCGAAUACGCUCAGCAUCUCAGCCUGGAUAAUCCGUUCAUCGAGCACUGUAUGCCUUCAUAUACCUUGGUUGGCGAAGUCGAUGUGCCUCUGAAAGCCGUGUUCGAAAGCCGAGUACAGGACUUUUCCCUGGAUGUUCUGUCGCCAUAUACCUCUCACGCCAUUGGCAUUGUGAAGUUGUCACUUGAGCCGUCUCAUGCUCGGGCUCCCACAAACACGCUCAAGUUCAACGUCGUCAUGCACGAGUUCGUCGGCUUCGCCGAGCGCGAAGGUACCGAUGUUCAUGCCCAGCUCUUCAUUCCCGGCAUUUCAGAAGAGGACGGUGUCACGACUACGCAAAUGAUUACCGACUUUGACGAAGGCCCUAUUCGGUUUGAGAGUGUACACAACAUGAGUGUUCCCCUCUUUGCGCCGCAAGCCGUCAUGCUCAGGGCGUCAAUCUUUGCCAGAGUCCAGCCAAUGCAUCUCGAUAAACUCCUUAGCUGGGAUGACAUGAGAGACGCUGCUCCUCCACGUGAUGGUGCCAAGGCAAGCCGCAUCAACGAGUCACAAUUUUUCACACAAGAGAAGCACGAUAUGCUCUCGAGAGUCCAGAUUCUUGAGCUCAAUGAAAUGGGAGAGUAUACACCUGUUGAGGUCACUCAGGCCAGUGAACUAGACACGGGCACGUUCCAGCUUCACCAAGGCCUGCAGAGAAGAAUUGCCAUCAACAUCGCUCACAGCUCCGGCGAUGCCCUGCCCUGGGGUGACGUGACCGCUGUGCGUGUUGGCAAGAUUCGCCUUGUCGACUCUAGCGGUAAGACGCCAGACUUGGGCGCAAAGGAGCCCGAUGUCCAAUUACGACUUGUCCAGCAUCCCAUCUUCCGCCAAAACCCCAACGGCACUCGCAGUAUUACCGUGUUUGCCCAAUGGGACUCGAGUCUGCACAACUCUCUGUUACUCGAUCGUGUGACGGCGGAGAAGUAUAAGGUGCAGAUGAGUAUCGGCUGGGAAAUCAGCUCCGAUAAGCUGGCCGAGCCUAUGAAAUUCUCCCAGAAGGUUCAUGUGCAGGUUCUCUCACGAACAUUCGUUCGUCAAACAUCCAUGUUCUCCUCGCUGUGGCAGAACAUGCGCUUCAUUCGCUCCUCGACUGGCAUCUUCACAAUCACAAUGAGACCCGCGCCAAUCAAGCGGGUCGGUGAUCUCUGGAGAAUGAACAGCCAACACAACUACGUCAAGGGUGAAGAGAACCUUGACAAUUGGAACCCGCGAGGAGUGUCGAUCGUUAGUGACUUCAUUAUGGCACGGAAGAAGAGGAGACGAAUCGCGGAGAUUGGUGCCGUCCAUACGGUGCUGAAUGUCCUUGGUAUUGAUCCCAGUGGACAGUGGAGGAAAGCUGCUGCUGAGCCGGAACCGGAGCCAGAAAUUCAGAGGCCUGUGCUGCCAAACGACGAUGACUUGUUGCACGACACUCCUGAGGAGUCGCAGACUCCCUUGGAGGAGGAAACGGGAGCUCAAGUGGAUGGCGAAGCCGAGAGUAAGGUUGGCGAGGGCGAAGCUGAGGGCGAAGCUGAGGGCGAGGAGACGAUCAAGGCCGAAGAGCUCGCCGCGGCGGAGAAGACAGAGUAUGACGAGCGACAAACUGAGCUUCUGCAAAAAUGUCUGUCGCUUUGGGUCAAGUAUCCUGAUCCGCUGGCCAAGAUUCUCAGUCCUGCCAACACGGCGCCUCCGACCAAUGGUGUCACGUCGGAGCCGGAGCUGCCAAGCCUCAUCACGACCGUCGUCCGCGUGCCCAAGAACCCCAAGGUACUCAAGGGCGGCUACCUCUUGGUGCCCAACAGCGACUCCACGCGAUGGGUGAAGCGUUUCGUCGAGUUAAGACGGCCCUACAUGCACAUUCACUCUGCGUCGGAUGGUGAUGAGGUGGCGCUUGUCAGUCUGCGCAACUCGCGCGUCGACAGUCAGCCCGGUAUUCUGGCCCUCCUUAACGGACCGGAUGACUACGACACGGCGCCUGGUCAGAACCGCGGCGCAGAUUUCACGCCCGGUCAUCGCCGGACAGCUUCGGGCCGUAUCAUCUCAACUAUCUGGACCGGCGCCGCCGCCAACAACAAUAACAAUGGUGGUGGUGGCGGCGGAGGCCCGGGUCUGCAGCGCCUCAGCGAGCGGAUGCAGGCUGGCGUGUUUGCUGUGUAUGGCACCGACAACACCUGGCUGUUCGCAGCGCGCAGCGAGCGCGAGAAGAUGGACUGGAUCUUUAGGAUCGACCAGACGUACAUGUCUGCCGGCGAGAGCCAACCUGGCAGCGGCUUUACCAGCCCGCCGCCAGGCAGUGACUACUAA